UCUUUUUAUCAAGCUUAGAAAAUCGAAUAAUCCCAUCUUAUAAUUUCCUUAGUACCGUGCUUAAGUCUGAUGAGAAGAUUUUAGGUGCUAUGAAACGCUGUCCGCGCCUCAUGGGAUACAAUCCUUGUGAUAUUUUGUCACCCAAUAUCAAUACUUUGCUGGAUAAUGGAGUUGCUGAGUGUAAUAUUGCUUCAGCACUUUGUUCAAUGCCUUUAACAUUUGUUACCAGUCCAGAUAAGUUUAAGGUUAAUGUAGAGGAAGCAAAGGAAAUGGGAUUCGAUCCGUCCAAGCCAAUUUUUAUGGCAGCACUCUUUGCAAUGAGUGGGAUAAGCAAACCAACAUUCAAGAGCAAGAUUGAAGCUUUUAAGAAGUUUGGUUGGACCGAGGAGGAGGUUUCUGAAGCCUUUCAUCGGUAUCCCAAGUUCAUGUUGGUGUCUAAGGAUAAAUCUAUGGUGACGAUGGAUUUCCUGGUGAACAAAAUGGGGUUUCCGUCUAGUGUUAUUGUGAAACGUCCCCGGAUUCUGGAGAUGAGCAUGGAGAACAGGAUUGUUCCGAGGGGUCUGUUUGCUAUAGAUUUGUUGUCCAAAGGUGUCAUCAAGUGCAUUAACGUGCAGCCAUUGUUGGGGACUACCGAUCGUUUGUUUGUCGAGAAGUUUAUCAACCGCCAUAAAGCUGAAGCAUCUCAGCUGUUAAAGCUAUAUCAUGAAAAGUUAGAUCUUUCAAAGAACUGGAGAGUAAAUGGUGACAAGUUGCAGCAUUUAUAGGAUGUUGAUUAUCGAGAUUAAACGGUUCAAAUUUAUUUGUGUUCCUUUUUAGUUGGAUUAUUUUAAGUUAAAACAUACUUGGCUUCUGUUUAAGAAUGCUUUUAAUACAAUCUUAGUA
Messenger RNA from Hibiscus syriacus, 882 nucleotides. RefSeq lists its product as uncharacterized. The transcript has a single exon. The record is from RefSeq and is a predicted model, not a curated record. Gene Ontology annotation, biological process: chloroplast organization; regulation of DNA-templated transcription. Bases 90 to 764 code for a protein of 224 amino acids. Gene Ontology annotation, molecular function: double-stranded DNA binding. Gene Ontology annotation, cellular component: chloroplast. Lineage: Eukaryota; Viridiplantae; Streptophyta; Magnoliopsida; Malvales; Malvaceae.